Messenger RNA from Drosophila simulans, 1310 nucleotides. RefSeq lists its product as uncharacterized. The record is from RefSeq and is a predicted model, not a curated record. The transcript has 3 exons. Lineage: Eukaryota; Metazoa; Arthropoda; Insecta; Diptera; Drosophilidae. Bases 535 to 1212 code for a protein of 225 amino acids.
GUGUGCCACGAAUUGGGUCACUGGAAACACGGACAUUUCUACAAGGCGACCAUAAUCAUGAAGAUUCACUUCUUUAUCACCAUGGGACUUUUCGGAUUGUUCUUCCACUCCCCACAGUUGUACAUGGCAGUGGGCUUCAAAGCUGGCGUUAUGCCCAUCAUUGUGGGUUUCAUCAUUGUUCUGAAAUUUGCCCUGACUCCAUAUCUCACGUUGGCCAAUGUCCUGAUGCUGUGGAAUCUGCGUCGCUUUGAGUAUGCCGCCGAUAAAUUUGCCCAUCGCAUGGGAUACUCCAUUCAACUGAGGAUGGCGCUGGUCAAGAUCUAUGCGGAUCACAUGAGUUUCCCAGUCUACGACCAAUGCUAUGCUCGAUGGCAUCACACUCAUCCCACGAUUCUUCAGAGACUGGCCUAUCAGCAGAAACUGGAUAUGAAGGCCAUGAACGCCGGAACCUAUUAAUCUUAGUAGUCGCCGACCUAUACAUCCGUUUGAUUUUGUACAUUUUUCGAGAUAUCCUGUAAAAUUGACCGUGUUACCAUGACUCGAAAAAAAAUUGCUACGUCCCGCUGUGAAACUAUUGCCAAAUUGGUGGUCAGCGUCGGCAGUGGCGAAACCUUUCUUACUUAUGCAGAUGCUACAACACGAUCCUUCUGCGCGAAUCCCUCGUGGCUGAACUUUCAAAAUGGCAUGAUGGAAGUGGGACCGAUUAGCAAACCGAAUCCCCAUGAUUCCCAAAAGGAGGCAACCUCAUUUCUGGAGCGUCAUUUUGGAAGCAAGCGUCUGGACUCUGAGCAAAUGAACUCGGAAUUCCAGAACAGGAAGACGAUUAUCUGGCACACUUGGCUGGUGGAGAAGGUGAGGUUUCCUCCAGCUCAGUGUGCGGUCAUCAAGGAAUGGAAGGAUCCCAUCACGGAGACUCUGGGCACUUGCUAUUGUUCCUGGCACUUGAAGAGCUGCAUGGCCUGGCAGCUUAUUAUCAGAAAUCGAAUGACGGAGGCCAAGUGCUUCUGUUCGCAAAUCAAGAAAACGAUGGACAUUGUCAACUGUCUCGUUGACUCGGAAGUGGCACAGGAGAAAACAUUAAAGGAUUGUUCUUCCCCCUUAGCCGUGUUAACCGAGAAAGUGUUUGAUGCCACUGAUAUGCUGAAGAAACUGAAUGAUCUUCUAGAGCUCCAGGAGAAACGCAACCGGAAAUACAAACGCCUGUGUGUAUAGAAAAAAAUAAGAAAUCGAAAGACUGCUAUUGGAGUGCUGACCCCUUGAUGUCUGCAUAGAUUGUAUUGUAUUUAUUUUAUUAAAACAUUUCUGCUGUA